Molecule: messenger RNA, 1446 nt
Organism: Lingula anatina
Lineage: Eukaryota; Metazoa; Brachiopoda; Lingulata; Lingulida; Lingulidae
Source: RefSeq, a predicted model, not a curated record
AAACAAUCAAAAGAAAAGGGAAACUGUUGAAAGAUAACGAUGUUUUCUGUUGGCUAAGAAUCUGAGUUUUCGAAUCCAUGUGUUGGCAGACCAGUGAGCACCAUGUACAUGCACCCGUGUCUUCAUUGGAAUAGGGGGUGAACUUAAGGCCUGAGGUAUUUUGCUGUUGACCAAAGGUCUUGAAUAUCUUAUUUGGUGAACGGAAAUCAAAAGUAUAGACACCAUGUUUGCCAACCUGUUUGGUAAGGGGAAGAAGAACAAGUCCCCGUCCAGUAACUCGCAGUUCCACGUGGCCCGGGUUGAGGACAAAGAGGAGGACGGGUUCUUACUUGUUGGAGAAACGACCGCCGAGAGGAGCACGGUUCACGCGGGUCAGCUCAGUCAGCAGAAUUUACCACCUUCAUAUAGUCACUAUGCUUAUGGUGUUUCCCAGCAGUCCCAGGUCAACCCUCCAAAUUACAGCUGCGUCCAAGCUCAGAUGCAGCAGGCAGCAGAUUCCGUCCCCUCGCCACACUACUCACAGUACAACAAUCAGCCAAUGAGAACGUCUGUUACAGAUUUCUCAAACUCGGCAGAAUUUUCUGAGGUUGUGACCCCCAGCACGGCCUCCGUAUUGUCUGGGGUGCCUUUUCAAUUGGCGUAUGGACUGGAAGUGGCUCUAAACACAGACAAUCAAACACAGAGUCAGUUUUCAAGGAUACAGUCACAGCCAGACUGGAGUAAAUAUGACUAUGAUUUUUCUUUGGAGAGAGGGGUGGUGAGGGAGGCAUGGCAGAGUUGUGAAUGAUCUGAGACUAGUUAUUAAAGGGCACUUUUCUGCUGUAAUUAUCGUUACUUGUUCAUCGAUCCAACUGCGAGGGACUCUCGCUGUUGUUUCCAGCAUACAUGAUCACAAGCUUUUCUGUACUCGUCUUAGUGUCAAUGUCAAGAGGAGGUUUGUUAAUCACUUUAUCUGAUUACAUUCAGCCAGAGUCCCCACGGAGAUUACAUAGAAUCAUAGUUUGGUUGGAAAGUAGCCCUAAGACAGAACACUGGUGCAGUUUUAGAACUUAAAAUGGGUAGGGGUUAGUAAGACUGACUUAGCUCUAUGAAAAGGUGAUACAGGCAUCUUGUAGCUCUUUGUCAGGGCUCCCAUUGUGAUCCCUCUCCAGCCAGGCCCUGACUGGAUCCUCAUUCAGAUCACCCUUUGGGACCUCCCCUUCCCUGCCAUCCCAGCUUGGGCCAUUCAUUACCAUAAGCAGUGCUUCAUUAUCCAUGACCAGAAUGACCAAAAAAGUGUAAUGCUGUAGUAAAACUGGGCAGAAAUUUACCGGGUAACUCAUAGUAGACAUAUAUUAUGAGACUGGUCAUUAGGGAGUAUCUUCCCCAUUGUCACACCCUUUAAUGUUACUUGCCCCUUAUAAUACAUAUCCUCUCUCAGGGCUGUAGCCAGCAAUUUCAUGGGGG